AUGUCAUCCACCAAUCCCAAAUUGUUUUACCAACAUGCGCAACACACACAAUGCAGUUCUGCUAAAAACCAAUCGUCCAACUCGGUGACAUCAUCUUGUAAUCAUCAAUUAUUUUCAAUCUUUCAUAAAUUAUCUUUGUUUCUCAAGAAAUAUGAACCAACAUUUAAUAUUCAAAGACACGUUUCCAAGACUCCAAAUCAUCCGAUGAACAAUUCAAUCAUCAUUGAAGAAGAGAAAAUUGUUGAUUUCUUUAUUUUUGAUCAUUUCAAUACAACUAUACCAAAUCAUGAAUGGAAAGAACAAUUACUUUCCAUGUCAACGAUUGAAUUAAUUGAAAUGUCACAAUAUCAAAUGAAUUCACAACAAUCACAGAAUACUGAAUAUCAUGAUAUUCAUAAAUCUCUCAAUGAUUUUGUAAAUGAAUGUAAACAAUUAAUGAAUUUAAUUAUGGAAUAUUGUCAAGAUUCAAGUAAUGAUGGUGGUGAUAAUAAUAAUGGUGAUAGAAAUAUUGGUGGUGAUAAUAAUGGUGAUAAUAAUGGUGAUAGAAAUAUUGGUGGUCAUGAUCAAAAUGAUAUGAAGAAUUCUUCUCAUCAUAAUGACAAUAGUAUGAAUAAGAAUAUUACAUUCAAUGACAAUAGUAUGAAUAUUACAUUCAAUGACAAUAGUAUGAAUAUUACAUUCAAUGAGAAUUGUAAGAAGAAGAAGAAGAAUAUACCAUCAUAUGAUUCUCUAAAUACACCUCAUGAAUUAGAAAAAGGUUUAAAUUCUAAAAAAAAGUAUGAAAUUGAAAUUCUAAGUCAUUUCAUUAGAAAUCUAUCCAAACAAUAUCAAAUUGAUAGUAUUUGUGAUAUUGGAGGUGGACAAGGAUAUUUAUCACAGAAAAUUCUUAUUGAUCAAGAAUUAGAGAUAUUCUCUCAUUCUAAUUCUAAAAAUCCUAUUCAACAUUCUACUUGUCAUCAUUCUAAUCAUCAUCCAUCGAAUGAGAAUUCCAUUACUACUACUACUUCUACUUCUACUACUCAUCAUCCAUCGAAUGAGAAUUCCAUUACUACUACUACUUCUACUUCUACUCAUCAUUCUACUCAACAACAUACAUAUUCUCCUCAAAUAUCUCACAUUUAUUCCAUUGAUUGUAAUCAUUAUUUAACACAAAAUGCAACUAGAAGAAUUAAAAGGAUUAGAAAAGUAUUAAAUCAAUCCAGAGAUUUAAUGAACAAAGAAAAUACAUCUUGUGAAUAUAGAGCCAUCACUUCACAUUUAUCAUUUACUUUAAAUGAUGAAGAAUUUUCUAAAAUCGUGCAAGAAUUGGAAGAAACUUUAACUGAGAAGAAGAAUAUUUCAUGUAAUAGUAGUAAUGAUGACAUUACCGAGUGUCAUUCAUGUGCUCAUUCUGCAAAUGAAUGUGUCCAUAAUGACACAAAAGAACAACCUGUGCAUAACGACACAAAAGAACAACACAAUCCAACAACAACAACAAGACCACGAACCUCAAUAUCACAACAACCGCCAUCACAACAACAACCGCCAUCACAACAACAACCGCCAUCACAACAAGAACCAAAUUCACUUCUCUUCAUUGGACUUCAUACCUGUGGAUCAUUGGCAAGUUCAAUCAUUCAAUUAUUUUUAGCAUCAAGCAAGUGUCAUGCCAUGAUCAAUAUUGGAUGUUGUUAUCACAAAUUAUGUGAGGGUCAUAGCUUUCCAUUGUCAUUCAAUCAUCAUCAAUUAGAAAUACCACCCAUCUAUUUAUCUAAUUUAGGAAAAUCAAUGGCAUGUCUAAAUCCAUUUAUUUGGAAUUCUAAGAGUAGAAAAGAUUUAAAACAAUGUCAAGAACAAUUUAAAUUGAAGAGUUAUAGAUAUGCAUUUCAAUACUUGUUGUAUCAAAGAAUGGGAUAUGAUGCCAUUAAGGACUUGAUUAUUAGACAACCAUCGAAAACAAAUAGUAUUGUAUCCUUUGGAAGGUUUACAUUUUAUGCAUUGCAAAAUUUAUUACAGGAUUAUCCAGAAUUGAAGAAUCAUGAAUUAUUCUCUUCUCUAAUGAAUGUUCAUGAUGAUGAAACGGAAGAAUCUUUUGAAAAGAAAUUAAAUGACUAUUAUGCAAAUGAAUUUAAACCUUGUCCAGACACGGACAUUGUAAAGAAGGUAGAGGCAUGUUGGUUUUUUAGAAGUUUAAUAGGUCCAUUAUUAGAGUGUUAUAUUUUACUGGACCGUUUAUUGUAUUUGAGAGAGCAAAAAGAAAUUCCACUAGAGACUGCUUAUUUAAAAAGAAUAUUCGAUCCAUCUAUGUCUCCAAGAGGAUUUGUGUUGGUGGCUGUCAAGAAGAGAGAAUAA
Molecule: messenger RNA, 2331 nt
Organism: Naegleria lovaniensis
Lineage: Eukaryota; Heterolobosea; Eutetramitea; Acrasida; Naegleriidae
Exons: 1
Coding region: 1-2331 (776 amino acids)
Source: RefSeq, a predicted model, not a curated record